AUGUCAACCUUUUCAUUUCAAGAUUUUAUUUUCUUAAGUUUAUUACUUGUCAUUGGUUAUGUGAUAAAUUUUUAUGUGAAAUAUUUUAAACGUCCAAAUAAAUUACCAGGUCCUUUACCAUUACCAUUAAUUGGUAAUUUAACUUCAUAUAGUGAUUUAGCAGCUUGGAUAAGCAGUCUCCAAUCAAAAUAUGGUGAUAUUGGUGAAAUAUGGAUUGGUGAAGAAAGAGCUAUUUGGUUAGGUAGAGCUGAAUAUCUUGAGAAAAUCUUUAAACCUUCAUUUGGUAAUUAUAAUAAGCGUACAACUCCAAACAAAGGAUUAGAUGCAUUGGACUUGACUUCUAAAGGUUUAGUAUUCAAUGAUAACUACAAUAAAUGGAAAUAUAAUCGAAGUCUUUUCACAAAAGCUGUCUCAACACCAAGUUUUGUCAGACGAAAUAUCAAGGUCACUCAAUCAUUAUUUUUGGAAAUGGAAGAAUAUUGGAAGGAUUCAGACCAACGGGAUGGUGAAAUCAAUAUGUUGGAUUGGGUUCUAAGAUUUUUUGCUGAGGUCAUUAUAUUGACAACAACAAAUAAAAAAUCUGACACUCUAAAUAAUUAUCAUAAAGUUUUGUGUGCACCUGAUAAAAAUUCUGAAACAGAAACCCUAAUUUAUCAUAUCAGAACUAUGAUUAAUGGAAUGGAAUUUUUUAUGAUGACACCUAUGUUUUUACAUGUUUUUCCAGGUUAUAAUAGUUCUGCCAAAAAAAUCCUUCGCAGCUUUGAUUGGACAAGGAAGCAUUACCUGGCAAAUUUGAUUAAAGAACGUAGAAAUGAAAUUGAAAAAACACCAAUUGAUCAAGAAUUGACUCCUGAUAUGUUGACCUUGAUGUUAACAUUUAAUACACCACAUGAUAAAUCUCAAGGUGAUAAUCAACAACCUCUUGAACCAAUGACUGAUGAAGACAUAUGUGAAAAUAUUUUGGAAGCUAUUUUAGGUGGAGUUGAUGCUAUUUCAAAUGUAACUUGUUUCACUAUUUACUAUGUUUGUCACAACCCUGAAGUAAAACAGCAUGUUAUUGAAGAAAUUCAAAAGGUCAUUGAUUUAAAUUCAGACAUUGAAAUUGAAGAUUUGCAUAAAUUACAUUAUUGUGAAGCUGUAAUUAAAGAAGUUUCACGUCAUAUGCCAACAGUGCCAGUGAAUUUUAGAAUGGCAGAACAUGCUGAUGAAAUAGAUGGUCAUAAAUUUGAAGGUUCAACAACUUUAUUCAUAAAUGCUCAAAGAAUUCAUAUGGAUAAAUCAUAUUGGAAAGAACCUGAAAAAUUUAAUCCAGAAAGAUUUUUAUCAACAAACAACAAUAAAAAUGAUAAUAAAAUCCAAAAGAAUGCUCUUCAACCAUUUGGAGGUGGAGUAAGAAUAUGCCCAGGUCGAAAUUUAGCAAUGGCACAACUUAAAUUUUUUAUGGUUUUAUUAUUUGGAAGAUUUAAUGUUGAAUUGAUUGAUUAUUCAGCACCUUUGAAAACUCAUUUUGGGUUAACAAGACAUUGUGAUGAACUAAAGAUGAAACUUAUUCCUAGAAAAUAA
Molecule: messenger RNA, 1563 nt
Organism: Entrophospora candida
Lineage: Eukaryota; Fungi; Glomeromycota; Glomeromycetes; Entrophosporales; Entrophosporaceae
Source: the annotation of a GenBank genome assembly